AUGGGCUUAUCAGCCAGUCCCUACGCCACUGAGCUUCACGCCGCCGUUCUUUCCGGUCGAAUCCUCGCCGUCCGUAAAUUCAUCGAUCGCGGUGCGCGCGUAACGGCGCGUGACAAGAUCGAUCGCACCCCUCUUCACUGGGCGGUCGCCGUGGGCCUCGAAGACAUUGCGAAGAUCCUCCUCAUAAGCACUCCUCCGCGCUCGUUAAAAGCCGGUGAUAAGUAUGGCCGAACUGUUCUCCACUACGCCGCAGCGUCGGGAAAUGUUUCUCUUGCCCGCGUGAUGAUCAACCGCGGCGCGUCGGUGAACGCGGAAGAUCAACGGCUGGUAACGCCGCUCCAUCUGGCGGCGGAGCAGGUGAAUCCGGGGAUGGUGCAGCUGCUGCUGGGCCACGGCGCGCUGUGCGGGGCGGCGGACGCGGAAGGGCGGAGUCCGCGGGAUUACGCGGAGCGGGUGGGCAGCGCGCACUGCGCGCGUCUGUUGCGCGAGGCGGAGGCACGGACGGUGGAUCGGUCGGCUGCGACGGCUAUGGCGGCGGUAUCGACGAGCGCGCAUCCCCGUGUACACCCCGUGAAGGUCGCAGAUCAGUCGAAGGGGAAUGGUACAGGGGUCCUAUGGGAGGGUGAGGCACGUGCGUCGUUAGCAUCACACGCGGAAUCGCCUGUUGCAGAGCUGCCCGCCGGUUCCGAUGCUCCCUCGCAGCUUAGGAUUCCGUUGGCGAACGUGGCGAACGUGGCGAACGUCGUGGAGGCAGAUACGGCGGCAAAGGGCAGCAUACCGGCAGCAGACCCGCUGAAAGCCACUGAGGCCAGUUUCCACGAUUCUGUGCCGCCGUGUCCUGAGAGGCUGGGUGGAGGGGAUGUGCGAUUUAGCAGGAGCGGUUUAGGAGGCGUGAGGUGCGGGGAGAAGCCGAGCUCGGGUUGGGAUGAAGGCUGGGGUGUGUUGGGACUGCUCGGAGCAUUUUGA
Messenger RNA from Closterium sp. Yama58-4, 966 nucleotides. The record is from the annotation of a GenBank genome assembly. NCBI's taxonomy places the organism in Eukaryota, Viridiplantae, Streptophyta, Zygnematophyceae, Desmidiales, Closteriaceae.